Microthlaspi erraticum is the source of this 336-nucleotide messenger RNA. The record is from the annotation of a GenBank genome assembly. NCBI's taxonomy places the organism in Eukaryota, Viridiplantae, Streptophyta, Magnoliopsida, Brassicales, Brassicaceae.
AUGUCCAUGGAGAAGUCCCAAGGGGAAGAGCAAUCAAACAUUUUCUUUCAGCUGUGGAGAUUCGUACCUGAAGAUGCGGCUCUGGCCUUGGAUAUGGCUUUAGCAAAAGAAGCGAAAACAGAGCGGUUCAUGUCGGAACUUAAGAUGUUCUUGGAGAAAGAAGGAGCGCUUCUCUCGAUUACACCUUCACAAGAGGAACUCGAGUUACUUGCGGAAGAAGGCACGGAGGUUAAUGCAACAGUGCAGAAGCUUAUAGAAGGAAGAAACCAGAUGGAAGCAGAGAAACGACCGAACAAGAGAAGGAGACUUCCAGAAGGGAUUAGCAGACAACCAUAA